AUGGCAGGAGCUGUCUUCCCGCGGGGACACUCGAAGGAGGCUGCUGUGCGAGCUUUCGAACCGCUACGUUCACUUUCCCUUUUGCCUACCUCGCAACACGCGCCCCCCCCGCCCCCCGCAGCCGAGGAGGGGCAGGCGGAGCGGCAGGCGGGAGAGGAUGCGCUGCCGGGGGCUCGGGGGCGGCGAGCUCUGGCUCGGCAGCGGCAGGAACGCGCAUCGCCCGCGACCCGGAGGAAGGGGAGAGUACUGGGUGUCCCCAUGGGGAAAUCCAAACCUCCGGGGCUCCUGAGGGAGGAGACCGGUCAGGAGGACCGCGUGCUCCGCUGGGGAAAGCCGUCCUGGGCGGGAGAGCCGCCCCGCAGAGGACACCUCGUCUCGGGCACGCAGGCGGUGCCGGACCGGAGCCCGGACGGGAGCCGCACCUGCGGCGAAGUGCGGCUGAAGGGCUCGGGCAGGAGGGCAGCGUCCAGCCCGGCCGUGCGAGACUCAGCCCCACCCCCGGGGGCCCGCAGCUGCGCUGGACAGGGUGCGGGGUGCCGAACCUUGCUCCCUCGGACCCCGGCAGGUGCCCCCUUCGGGCUUCCCGACCAGCCUGGCCAUUGCGCCUGCUCUGACGGGGUCGAAACCCAUUCAGCCCAUCUUCACCUUUCCGCUGCCCCCAAGAGCGGACCGCCCGGCACCGGGCUCAAGGCACCGGUUCCGCCUGGCUGGGGCGGCGGGCCGAGAGCCCACCCUGAGGUGGCCCUGCUUCCCCUGGCCGGGCGCUGGGCGCAAGCACAGAGCCCUCUGCGAAGUCCCGGAGGGGAGGGGAGCCUCGGCGGCAGAGCCAGCAGGACAGGCUGCGGCAGGGCAUCACCCCGCUCCCUCCGGCAUCACCCCGGUCCCCGCGGCACGGGCAGCGACCGCCCAGGCACGGCAAAGGUGUGGGUGCCCGAGCCGCGGCCAGCCCCGUCAGUGCCCCGCCUGCAUGGGCACAUCAGCCUCGGCUCCCUCCCGCCACCCCACGAGGGACGAAUGAGCGCUCCUCCCUGGUACGAGACUCCCGAGCGCCACAAACCUCGCCCUGCCCCGCCGCGGGACAGCAGAGCCCCCACUCCGCCCUGCUGCCCGCGGCUCCCAGCGCGGUACCGACAGAAGUUUGAUGAUGCCUCUUGA
This is a messenger RNA of Vidua chalybeata, 1155 nucleotides long. RefSeq names its product basic proline-rich protein-like. The record is from RefSeq and is a predicted model, not a curated record. The transcript has 5 exons. Bases 1 to 1155 code for a protein of 384 amino acids. NCBI's taxonomy places the organism in Eukaryota, Metazoa, Chordata, Aves, Passeriformes, Viduidae.